AUGGGCAAAGUAAACUCCAAAUCCAUUCGUUAUCCUCCAUCUCCCACAUCUCCUUCCAAAAAAUCAAAACGUUCACGUCAAAAAUCUAAUGCUAGUUCUACUACAUCUCAAGAAUCCAAUUCUUCAUUCAAAAGAUCGUCUGAUAAUAUUAAUCAACAACAAUGUCCAUCACCUGCAUCGUCACAAGAAAGUUUCUUUUCACCAUGUCGUUCGAUGGAUUUCGAUAUAUAUGAAUAUAUUGGAGAUAGAAAGCAUUGUAAUAAUAAAGAUUGGGAACGUGCCAUAAAAGAAGUUGUUAGAGUAACAAAACCUGGUGGAUGGGUUGAAAUUAUGGAAAAAGAUCUUUAUUGGUACAACGAAGGACCUUUUUGUAAAGCUGCUCGAACUGCUGUCGCUGAAGCAUUACGAGAAACCAAAAACAUGGAAAUAAUUUUAUCCCCAAUUAUACCCCCCAUAUUAUCUUCUAUAUCGAAUCUUGAAUCCAAUAUAAAUCAUGAAGAACGUAAUGUACCAUUUGGUGAAUGGGGUGGAAAAUUAGGUACAAUAUAUAAAGAUUUAUAUACUUGGGGUGCCAAAAAUUUGAAAACAUUUAUGACAGGUAUUGGAUUUAAUGAAGAAGAAUGGGAUGAAACUGUUGAUAUUUGUAUGAAACAAUUAAAUGAUAGAAAAGGAUUUGAUAAAAUUCAUAGAUUUUGGGCGAUGAAGAAAUUAGAACCUUAA
Molecule: messenger RNA, 720 nt
Organism: Diversispora eburnea
Lineage: Eukaryota; Fungi; Glomeromycota; Glomeromycetes; Diversisporales; Diversisporaceae
Source: the annotation of a GenBank genome assembly